AUGUCGUCCUCAUCUCAGGGGGAUCGCCCCUCCAAUACCCCGACCAGCUCCAACUCCAGGUCCGGAUCUCACACGCCCCACCAAAAUCCAGCCAACUCCAAUUCCUACCAUUCUGCCGCCUCCUACUUCUCUUACCCAGUCAGCCACGUUGUCUCAGGUCUCUACCGACGCUUGACCGACCCCAGCAUCGCUGCCCCCGUCAUGCCAUCCACAACCCCAUGGUCCUCCCCUGAGGUCUUCACCCCCCGCCGGACUGCCUCGCCCUUCCAACCACCACCUCUCACCCCUCUCACCCUUACAGUCCCCAAAAGCGCCGACCUCCUCCAGCAGCAACUCCUAACCCGCGUACUGGCCGAGGAAAUCCGUCUCCUUGUCCCACCGCGGCUCCAACUCGUCGAGAACUGGCGCCUCGCCUACAGUCUCGACCGCGAUGGCGCCUCCCUGGCGACCCUCUACGACAACUGCGAGGAAUUCUCCCAUCGUAGCCCGCGGGCGGGCUACGUCCUAGUCAUUCGCGACUCCUCCCCUACCAGCGCCGUAUUCGGCGCCUACAUGACCGACGCGCCGCACCCUGACUCGCAGUUCUUCGGCACGGGCGAAUGCUUCCUCUGGCGUGCUAGUGUACUGCCUCCUCCAUCGAGCCUGGGUCUUGCGUUCCCAAGCGACGGUCCCCAGUCUGAAGAAGCGCUCGAGCGCGCUGGUCUUCCCCCUCCCCCUUCUGCUGACACUACUCACGCCGGUCGAUGGAGUACGCUGCGCAACGAUCCGAAAUCGAAAUCAGAGUCUCCUGCGCACAACUUGAAUCUUAGUCUUAAAACUAGUAUUGCUGCUGCUAGUGGAGGGGCUCUUGCGCCUCCGUCGCCGUCGUCCAUUAAUACAACGCGGAGCGGGGCGAGUACUCCCGAACGCAUUCGUUUCAAGGCGUUCCCGUACAGUGGAGUAAAUGACUACAUGAUGUUCUGCGAGACUGGGUUCUUGAGUCUUGGUGGCGGUGAUGGACACUAUGGCCUCUGGAUUGACUCUGGUCUGGAAAAAGGUGUCAGCGCUCCUAGUCAGACAUUUGGAAACGAGCCAUUGUCCGAUGAGGGGGUGAAAUUCGAUAUCCUAGGGGUUGAAGUUUGGUAUGUCGGUUCCUGA
Messenger RNA from Penicillium longicatenatum, 1137 nucleotides. RefSeq names its product putative oxidative stress response protein Oxr1. Lineage: Eukaryota; Fungi; Ascomycota; Eurotiomycetes; Eurotiales; Aspergillaceae. Gene Ontology annotation, cellular component: nucleus. The coding region runs from base 1 to 1137 and encodes 378 amino acids. The transcript has 2 exons. The record is from RefSeq and is a predicted model, not a curated record. Gene Ontology annotation, biological process: response to oxidative stress.